AUGGAAAUAAUUGCAGAGAAACCCAAGGUGAAAUUUAAUUUCGUGCCUGAGGACUACAAAAACUGUGACAGUUCUGAUUACUCAGAGUGUGCGGAAGACUAUAGCAGUGGCAGACCAAAUGGGGAGGACUAUUUUUAUGCUAAUAGAAUUUUGUCUUUGGACAGAAAUAGUGAACAGAGAAGGAAGGAAUCCCCCAGUAAGCGACCAGGGUUAUGUGUAGAUGAAAUGUGCACGUGCGGCUUUCACAAAUGUCCAAAAAUAAUAAAACCAUUACCAUUCGAAGGGGAAAGCAAUUAUCGAAGUGAGUUUGGUCCAAAGCCGCUGCCGGAACUGCCUCCUAGGCAAGAAGCUAAGUUGACGAGGUCACUGCCAUUUGAAGGGGAGAGCAAUUACCGAAGCGAGUUUGGGCCCAAAGCGCUGCCGGAACUACCUCCAAGAGUUGAACAGAAACCUCCCAAAUCGUUGCCAUUCGAGGGAGAAAGUAACUACCGAAGCGAAUUUGGACCGAAACCGCUACCCCCCUUGCCACCCAGGGUAGUAACAAAAUUGGUGAAGUCGCUUCCAUUCGAGGGGGAGAGCAACUACCGAAGUGAGUUUGGACCUAAGCCUCUACCUGAGCUUCCCCCACGCGUAGAACAGAAGCCACCAAAGUCCCUUCCUUUCGAAGGGGAGAGCAAUUACCGAAGCGAGUUUGGACCUAAACCUUUGCCUGAGCUUCCCCCACGAGUAGUAACAAAAUUGGUUAAGUCACUCCCAUUCGAGGGAGAAAGUAACUAUAGGAGUGAGUUUGGACCUAAGCCUCUACCUGAGCUUCCCCCACGCGUAGAACAGAAGCCACCAAAGUCCCUUCCUUUCGAAGGGGAGAGCAAUUACCGAAGCGAGUUUGGACCGAAAAAGCUUCCGGAAUUACCGCCUAGGCAAGAAGCGAAAUUAACAAGGUCGUUACCAUUCGAAGGGGAAAGUAGCUACAGAAGUGAGUACGUACGGAAGGCUAUUCCUAUCUGCCCAGUUAAUCUGUUGCCCAAAUAUCCAGCCCCGACCUAUCCGUCUGAGCAUGUGUUUUGGGACUCCACGUGCAAAAGGUGGUAUUAG
This is a messenger RNA of Plasmodium coatneyi, 1092 nucleotides long. RefSeq lists its product as uncharacterized. NCBI's taxonomy places the organism in Eukaryota, Apicomplexa, Aconoidasida, Haemosporida, Plasmodiidae. Bases 1 to 1092 code for a protein of 363 amino acids. Gene Ontology annotation, biological process: microtubule anchoring. The transcript has a single exon. Gene Ontology annotation, cellular component: cytoskeleton. Gene Ontology annotation, molecular function: microtubule binding. The record is from RefSeq and is a predicted model, not a curated record.